AUGUCUGGCCGCGUUCUCGUCGGAGUCAAGCGAGUCAUUGACUAUGCAGUUAAGAUCCGGGUGAAGCCGGACAAGAGCGGCGUGGUGACUGAUGGCGUGAAGCACUCGAUGAACCCCUUCUGCGAGAUCGCCGUGGAGGAGGCGGUCAAGCUGAAGGAGAAGAAGCUCAUCAAGGAGGUUGUGGCAGUGAGCUGUGGGCCUCAGCAGGCACAGGAAACCAUUCGCACCGCCCUCGCCAUGGGAGCAGAUCGCGGCAUACACGUUGAGGUGUCUGGCAAGGACUACGAAAACCUAGGACCCCUCCAGGUCUCUAAGAUCAUGGCUGCUUUGGCAAAGAAGGAAGAGGCCCAGCUAGUAAUCCUUGGAAAACAGGCCAUCGACGAUGACUGCAAUCAGACGGGCCAAAUGACAGCAGCUCUACUGGACUGGCCUCAGGGCACGUUUGCGUCAGAGGUGACGCUAGAAGGCGACAAAAUGAAAGUGGUGCGUGAGAUUGACGGCGGCUUGGAGACCAUCAAGAUCAACACGCCUGCUGUGGUCACCGCCGACCUCCGACUCAACACGCCACGCUACGCCACCCUGCCUAAUAUCAUGAAAGCAAAGAAGAAGAAAAUUGCCAACGUGAAGCCAGCCGAUCUGGGCGUGGAGCUGACGUCCCGGCUGGAGGUGCUACAGGUAGACGAGCCCCCACAGAGGCAAGCUGGCAUCAAAGUGGAGACGGUGGAUGACUUGGUGGGCAAACUCAAGGAAACGGGAUGCAUAUAA
Messenger RNA from Nerophis lumbriciformis (worm pipefish), 765 nucleotides. NCBI's taxonomy places the organism in Eukaryota, Metazoa, Chordata, Actinopteri, Syngnathiformes, Syngnathidae. The record is from RefSeq and is a predicted model, not a curated record.